Messenger RNA from Porites lobata, 6569 nucleotides. NCBI's taxonomy places the organism in Eukaryota, Metazoa, Cnidaria, Anthozoa, Scleractinia, Poritidae. The record is from the annotation of a GenBank genome assembly.
UUCACAGUGAACAGAGGCCCUACAAGUGUAGCCAAUGUAACAAGUGCUUUAAACAAGCAUCAGUUUUAUACCACCACCUCAGAGUACACAGCGAUGAGAGGCCCUACAAAUGUACUCAGUGUAAAAAGUGUUUUCAGCAAAUCAUCGGAUUUGAAAAGGCACUUGUUGAUACAUAACAAUCAAAGGCCCUUCAAAUGUACUCGGUGUGAGAAGUGUUUCAGACAAUCAGGAGAUUUGAAAAGGCACUUGUUGAUACAUAACAAUCAAAGGCCCUUCAAAUGUACUUUGUGUAAAAAGUGUUUCAGACAAUCAUCAGAUCUGAAAAGGCACUUGUUGAUACAUAACAAUCAAAGGCCCUUCAAAUGUACUCGGUGUAACAAAUGUUUCCGACGCUCAUCUCACUUGCAAUACCAUCAGCGGAUGCACAGUGGAGAAAGACCCUUCAAGUGUAUUCAGUGUGAAAAGUGUUUCAGAUAUUCAUCACACUUAAAAAGUCACUUGUUAAUACAUAAGAAAGAGAGGCCCUUUAAAUGUACUCAGUGUGAAAGGUGUUUCAGACAAUCAUCAAAUUUGAAAAGGCACUUGUUGAUACAUGAUAAUGAGAGUCCCUUUAAAUGUACUCAGUGUGAAAAGUGUUUCAGACAAUCAUCACAUUUAAAAAGGCACUUGUUGAUACAUAACAAUCAAAGGCCCUUCAAAUGUACUCGUUGUAAAAAAUGUUUGAAAUGCUUCUCUCACUUGCAAGACCAUCAGCGGAUACACAGAGGAGAAAGACCCUUCAAGUGUACUCAGUGUGACAAACGUUUCACUCGGAAGCAGACACUGUUUUAUCACAAAAGAAAAUACCAUUCUGAUUCACCGCACGAAUGUGAGUCAUGCGGUAAAUGUUUCAGUGAUGACAAUGCUUUGAAGAGGCACGAUUGCGAGAAACGAUCUGCUAGAGACAAGGAAAGAUUCACUUGCUGGAUGUGUGAUGAAUACUGCUACGAUCAUUGUGGAUAUCUUUAUCACAUGUAUAAACACAUGCAAGGAUAAAUGGAGUUACAAAAGGCUUCUAAAAGAGCCCAAAAAUGAUAAAUAACAGUGGUUUGGAAAAUGACUUAUGAGCAGUGAUACUAACGCGGGGGGUUUACGAGUUAAUGUUCCGUUUGAGUUCGUCCAUGCAGUUUUCCACCCAUUUGUAACGGAACAAUUCUUUGUUUGGUUGUAGUUCUGUUUCAGUUAGUUAGUUGAACACGCCUUUUUACCAUGAUUCAGUCAACACAUAAUUGGUAGAUAGAUAAGGCUUAAUCACGAUGGUGGGCGCAACGAUGUGAUCACAACAUAGUUAACAAUACUGACUCCACUAUACAUAGUAAAUUUGUUUCUAUUUGAGUUGGGAUAUGUAAUUGCAGUGAUAAUUUUGCUUUGUUUAAUUUAGGUGUUGGAUACAGUUACCGUAAACUACCGCUCACUAUAACCCGGCCCUCUUAUAACCCUCCCCAGUUAUAGGCCAUGUAUCCCUAAAAAAAGCAUCCUUUAUAAGCACCCCCCCACCCUCUGCUUUUAUUGAAAUGAAUUCGAUAGUAUGAUGUCAUUUUUGCUUAGCCUAAAUUAAAAACAGAAAAGUCAAAACACGUUUUGAUCAGCACUGCUAUAGCUUCUUUCGAAGCCUUUUUUUACUCCGGAAAUCAAACCCUUCGGAUACAAGCCCCUCUCUUUAUAAGGCCUCCUCCUAACACCCCUUACUAAGCGUCAGGGCUUAUGAGCGGCAGUUUACGGUAAGCUCUCAUUUACUGGUAAUAACAAGAAACGCAUCUCGGAUUUCUCGUAAAAUCUAUUAUGUCUAAUACUCAACAGGUCAACCAGUCUAGGAUACUUAGCCCAAGACCCCGUUUAUACGUGUACGUGCAAAAUUUUAAACGGACGACAAAAACGUGAUUGGAUCCGCCUUUCCUUUACACGGGACCCGGCAUUUUUGACAGGUACGGCCUCGCUUUUGCGUUGACUUACGUGUGAACACCUGAACCGUGCAAGUUUUUUCACUGUUUGUGCGUUAAAGGCCUGGAGCCUAAUUAAGCUCCUUUGAUAAAAAGAGCCAUUCCAAUGCUGAUACUGGCAAACGUUUAUACGGACUCGUGUAAACAGUAACAGACUUUGAACGGUUCCGUGUAAAAGGAUUGCACCGGUUUAAAAGUCCUCUGUUAAAAACUUGUCCAGACCUGUGUAAACGGGGUCCAAUACAUUUCAUUUAUGUUUCGUUGAAGUUGCUGAACAUUGUAUUUUUCCUGAUGCGUGCUUAAAAUUAAAGGACACAGUUAAGUGUUUAUACCGUUGUUACGUUGCUUAAGACUAGGGAGGACAGGGUGGGGUCCAAAUCUCCCCCCUCUCGUACCUUGCAUUUCUGGAUCCCGUCCCUUUUUUUCUUGGCUUUUUUCCUUUGGCUCAUUUUCGACCGCGAAAUGUGAGGCAUUGUUACGUAAUCAUUUCCCUUAUUUAUUCCCCUUCACACCUUUUUAUAAAGUACAAAUAACGGAAGCAAGUUUUGGACCUAGGCUUGGAGGUCGAUCUGAUAGCUGCCCCAAAUUAUGGAAUAUACCAGUUCUAUCAGUCUCUUAAAAUUAAGAACUCGUCUUUUCGAUUUAUUUUUGUCUUUAUUGAUUAUUAGGUUGUACCAGCAAUGUUUUUUUAGGAUUUUGAGAAGAAUGUGAAUGACAUAGCCGGGAGAAUUUCUCGCCAUCUGGUUGGCUAUCAAGGCAAGGUAUUAAAACAGAUUUGCGGCCUCAAACUCCUGAAAGUGAGGCUGGCCCAGUGGCUGAUCCAGACCUUGAGAUAAGGGGGCGGGGGGGUCAUCCAGUCCUUGAGAUAAGGAGGGGCUGGUCUCUUUUUUGAAUUCUGGUCUUAAUUGUAAGAAUUGCCCUUAUGUAUCCAAUCGUUUUCGGGACUCCGGGUUCCUUGAGCUGUAUUCCGUUUUCCAAAGCCCAGGAUUACGGAUUCCACAAGUAAAAAUAUCCCGGAUUCGUUUGCAGCUAGGUUAAGUAAUAAAAGAUAAAGGCUGUCGGGACCAGGCGCUUUAUCAUCCUUUAAAGAUUGCAGUUGUUUUUUGACGCCUUUACAGCUGAAUAUUAAUGGCUCUCAAUAUGAGGGAUAAUGCUCGGCUUAAGAGACGGGAUGUUAUUCAUACCUUCGGACAAACAGACGCGACAGAAUUGGUGUUCAAGGAUUUAGCCCUUGCCAUCGACCUCUAGGUCUGCUACCCCAACCCCCUUGCUUCACACUUUCUUAAUACGGGCCGAACCACAGAACUUUAGGACUUGUUUUACAGGCAUCUACUAGAAACUGAGAUGUAUAUUGGUCCUGAGAUUUUGAUAACGCUUUGUGUAGUUUUUCUAGUGUCUUAAAAGGUUUUUUGCACAAGUCUGUCAUUAAAUGUUUCUUACCUGUGAGACGGUAAGUCCCCUAAAUAUCUCGAGGCCUCAAGCAACUGAUUACAAUGCCUAUAUGUAUUUUUAAUCACAGAAGUGACCAUUUCUUUAGCGCACGUAAACAUGGCGCCUUCUUUGCAGUAACAACUGUGGUUCAAUGAUUUAAAAAGAAAUUUUGCACUGUUUAAGACGGUUUUCAUGUUUCUAGCCUCACCUAGUACCUCACUUAAGAACUCAAUAAAAAAGAAGUAUUUCAGUUUAUUUCAAAUCUUAGCUUCACUGAAAGUGUUUUCGGUAAAAAAGUUAGGCUUGUAUACAUCAUAAUUUAUUUCUUUGCGGCCCUAUCAAGAACAAUGGGUGUCGAAUGAUCAUCGUUUAUUUCUCAGACAAGAAUAAAUUAAGCCACAAUAUAAGUUAUACUGCGGCCCCUCUUCAGUUUCGGCAUGUUGAGGGUUGAGCUGUAUUUUUGGUGUGGUAUAAAUGGCAAUAAACAUACUCUCACAUACAAUGGUACCCAGGGAAUUCAUUCACUUUUCAAUUCUUGAUGGAUUUGCAUCCUCCGAUUUAACCGCUUUUUUGUUGUUGUUGUGUCAGCAAGGAUUGUAGAAUGAUGCCACUAGUACAUAAAAUGAAAGGGCCUGGGCACAAGGAUCGGGCAAAUCCGCCAUUUUGGUUGCAUUGCUGGUCCCAUUGCGACCGUUCCUUCUAUCUCAGCACGCUUAUAUUUAAUCGAUAAUCUGCAUUAGGGAGACUUCGCGAAACUGAACGAAAUUACGGUAAGUAUUCACCGUUUUGUGUUUCUUCCAUCUUUUGUGAGAACUGAAUAUUUCCAGAGGUGACCCCUUAAAAUGACCGAACCCGUCCCGGAACGUUAUCAUUUUUAAAGGUGAAAGGGGCGGCAGCAACUCAGUUUCUAUGAUCACGAUUACAGGUCACUGUUUUCCCCUCAAUCAAAAACAACGUUUUUUAUUUCCGAAGGGAUAAGGGCCAGGAGCUACGCUGUUUAUAUUUCUGACAACUCUUUGGGAUUAUCAGGGAGUCCACCGGCCGGAUAUAGCAGCGAUCUCCCGUUCGGGAUAAAAUAGACUUUUAAGUAUUUUUGUGCUUUAGUUUGAAAUCUAGCCCUUUUUUACCAAAAUAGUAAGUUUUCUGGAGCAUUUUUGCACGUAUUUAGUCACUGAUGUCAAAGACUAUUUUGUGAUGCGAAUUUUAUAUGGCAUGUACUUCAUGUACGACUUCAUAUAGUGUCCUAAGCCAUUCCCAUUGCUUUCUAACCUGCGUUGGGCGGGUCGAUUUUUGGGGUUUUAGAAGGUGGGGGUUUUUUGACAUUAGGGGGGUAGUGCAAGAGAUUCUCAAGAUUUUAGAUCUCCAGAGGUUGGCAUCUCAGUGUUUAUUUAACUGGACCAUGAUGACUGAGCUGUAUGUUGAUCUGUGGAAUGUUACAUGUAAGCUGACACUAAACAAACACUCCUAUAAUUGCGUGUCUCGCACGUUUUUCUACUAGCUAAACACAUUUUUAACAGUUACAUCAUGGGUAGCAUAGACAUACUGCAGGUCGAUGACAAUACAUUAUAGAUUGACAAAAGCAUCGGAGCUGGAGAGUCGACUAUUUAUAUAAAUAUGACUAAAGAGAAGUAAAAAAUAUCUCAUAGUCCCAGUAAAUAAUAAAUAUUGUUUUACGAUCUUAUCAUUGUCUAUUCAUUUGUGCUGGUUUAUUUACAACUCUCCUCUUUCCUCUGUUUGUCAUCAAAUUCGUUCUGUGACCUUAUGUGCCUUUCAUCCUAAGCUUGUAUCAGUGGAUCAGAAUGGCAUUUUGUCGAGUUUGUGUUACUUCCAGGUACAAAACUCGACAAAAUGCUACUUAACUCAGCCAGAAACGACAAGGUGAUUUCAAUUUUUAGGCUCCAUUUUUUCUGAUCGAUUCACUGAUGCAAGCUUUGGAUAAAGCUGUACUUGAGAACAAAACCGACAUCGAAUUUGAUGAGAAUCAAACUGAGAAAAUUUUAGUUAAAUGUUAACCAGGAUAGAUUGAUAGACUGAAUGAUAUAAUGGAAAAGGAAUAUUUAUUUGGAACUCUUACAAAUUAUUUUUUUAGUCGAACACACAUAUAGUUGACUCUCCAACUUCCAAAAAUUCGGCAUUUUGUCAGGUAACCCACACAACCAACCGGUAGAACCCCCCCAAAAAUGUCGCCGUUCAAAACUCAAUCGAAGCCUUCUGUUUUUCUUGCUUUUAAAUUGCCAGACAUGGCCGCAGAGAAGAGGACUCGAGGAAAGUCGUUCAAAUGCAGCCAACACCUCAAAGUACACAGUGAUGAGAGGCCCUACAAGUGUACUGUCUGUAAAAAUUGUUUCCGACAAUCAUCCCACUUACAAGACCAUCUGCGGAUACACAGUGGAGAAAAACCCUACAAAUGUACUCAGUGUGACAAGUGUUUCAGACGGUCAACAGAUUUGACAAGGCACUUGUUUUAUACAUACUAAUGAAAGGCCCUUCAAAUGUCCUCGGUGCAAAAAAUGUUUCCGAAGGUCAUAUCACUUGCAACACCAUCUACGGAUGCACAGUGGAGAAAAACCCUACAAAUGCACUCGGUGUGAAAAGUGUUUCAGACAUUCUUCAGGAUUAAUGUAUCACCGCAGGGUACACAACGGAGAAAAACCGUUCAAGUGCAGUCAUUGUGACAAGUGUUUCAGACAUUCUUCCGGUUUAAACUAUCACCUUGGGGUACACAACGGAGUAAAACCCCACAAAUGUAGUCGGUGUGACAAGUGUUUCAGACAAUCAUCAGAUUUGAAAAGACACUUGUUAAUACAUAGUAAUGAAAGGCCCUUUAAAUGUACUCAGUGUGAAAAGUGUUUCAGAAAGUCUUCUCACUUGCAAGACCAUCUGCGGAUACACAGUGGAGAAAGACCUUUCAAGUGUACUCAGUGUGAAAAGUCUUUCAUACGGUCAUCACACUUGAAAAGACACAUGUUAAUACAUACCAAUGAAACGCCCUUUAAAUGCACUCGGUGUAAAAAAUAUUUCCGAAGCUCAUCUCACUUGCAAAUCCAUCUGCGGAUACACAGAGGAGAAAGACCCUUCAAGUGUACUCAGUGUGACAAAUGUUUCACCCGGAAACAGACAUUGUUUUAUCACAAAAGAAAAUUCCAUUCUGAUUCACCG